Molecule: messenger RNA, 312 nt
Organism: Plasmopara halstedii
Lineage: Eukaryota; Oomycota; Peronosporomycetes; Peronosporales; Peronosporaceae
Exons: 2
Coding region: 1-312 (103 amino acids)
Source: RefSeq, a predicted model, not a curated record
AUGCUCUUUAUCGAGUGUCCGGCGGCAAGUCGUCGCAACGCAUGUUACGUUUUGCAGUUUAAUGCAACGGCUAGCACGAGAUUAUUUGAAGAAGGGUCGCACUGUCUCUCAUUUUGUGCACAUGCACCUGCGAUAGACUACGACCCAGUAAAGGCCCAGGCAUUGAACGGCAACGUGACAACUAUUAGUGUUCAAAUUACCUUCUCUGGACGGAUCAGACCAUCGCGGCUCUCUGCGUGGUUAAGACUACGCUCAGUUCCUCAGCAUCACGUUGGCGGUAGCGAUGGGACUAGUCAUCGAAGGACUAGAUAG